CUUUCUUCUCAUCAACUUCGACGACACAAGUGGCACAAUGAGGUAGCUUCGAGUGAAACGCAAGCCUCCGCGUGAAUGGGGCCAGCCUCUCUUCGAGAAGUCCUCAGAGUGGCACGGGGGCUGAGGGGUGUGCCAGCAACCUCCGCAUUCCUCAGCCCAGCAUGCAACGCGAGCAAAUCCCAUACCGGCCACAACCACCCUGUUUUGUGUUAUGAUAGAUCUAUGAUAUAUACUUCAGCAUCAGGGAUGCUGCCAUUCUUUGAUAUUCGCUCAUUGUCAGUCUAUCAGCAUCAGCAACAGCAGCAAUAACAACAUCCCCCACACUCACUUUACAGCAAGCAUCAUUAUGAUCUCUUAUACACUCCUUUCGUUUUCCUUACUCGUCUCGACGCUGGCCGUCCAAACAGAUGCAGCUUGGUUUCGUCAUGCAAAAUUUCAUAUCGGCCAGGGACGCAACAUCGGAGCCGAACAAGAGCAGGAAUCGUGGUAUCCAGCUGGUCUUACUUCCUCAAUCGCUUCCACAACUGCAUCAGAAUCAUACACAUUCUCUGUCCCAAAUGCAAGCAUAAUAGCGCCUACUUUGACAUCUCAAGGAAUGGCUGUCACAUCCAUUGUGCCCAUCUACGAAGUCUGCAAUACACCAGGCUCGAAUACUACUUCUUGCUCGACGGUUUUCGAGACUAUCACAACUACAACAUGCUCAACUGUGCUCACUUAUGCAUUUUCUCAAACGACGAUCACUGAUUGCGCAGCGAAUGUCACCUUCUCAACACAGAGUAGCUUUGCUCUUGCCACAACGACUUUACCUCCAUCUGUCACUCCCGCCCAAAAGCGUCAACAGAUUCCCCCCACUAUCUCUUCAAGUCCGUCUUCGCUUCCUUCACCUACACCUACAACCAUAGCAUAUGUGCAAAGCGUUGUUUCAUAUUGGUAUGCCCCCUGGCAAUCACUUGCGGCAAACAAUCCUCAAGAUAUUACUCUUCUGGUUUGCAAAAUCGACUAUUUUGGAGCAGAGAAUUGCACAUCCGUUCAAGAAGUAUGGAUUGUGCACACCGAGUACGUGCUUGUGAGUACCACAAGUACGCUAACGAUCUCAACAUCUCUAUCAUCUGAUGCUGUAUUCCUACUCGCACCUUCUCAAGGUGUUACAGCAACAGCAGGAAACUUUACUUUGUCGACACAGAUUUUGUAUUCUUCCAUGGUCGUCAAUGCCACAACAAUCGUCUCUACUUUGACAAGUAGCAAUACAAGCUCGCAAAUCCCAACAUCUGAAACUCCAACCUCAACUACAAUGUCAACCACCACAAUAACAAUAACGGGACCACCGUCAACGGUCACUAUGACGUUGAAUGUCUCUCCGAUAGGGUCACAGCCGACAACGACAUAUCAAUCAACAACAGUACUCACAUCGACAGUAACCGUCCUACCGAAAAUGCAAAAGCGGUUCCGAGAACGAGCUGAGAUGCGAGAGGAAGGUUUGGCUGAAGCACUACUCUUAGAUUGAGCACGACGAGCCCUCGCUGGCGAGGCGGACACUCAUUGAACGAAUUAUGAAGACUUUCUGUUUUUGACAAGCGUGGGACCGGGGAGCAAGUAAGUAUCAAUAGAUCGAGUAUUCUAACUCAAAUCAAAUAUGUUUAAAUCUGCG
Messenger RNA from Mollisia scopiformis, 1648 nucleotides. RefSeq lists its product as uncharacterized. NCBI's taxonomy places the organism in Eukaryota, Fungi, Ascomycota, Leotiomycetes, Helotiales, Mollisiaceae. The transcript is spliced from 3 exons. The record is from RefSeq and is a predicted model, not a curated record. Bases 347 to 1504 code for a protein of 385 amino acids.